This is a messenger RNA of Trichogramma pretiosum, 1682 nucleotides long. RefSeq names its product DNA polymerase epsilon subunit C (gene NC2alpha). Lineage: Eukaryota; Metazoa; Arthropoda; Insecta; Hymenoptera; Trichogrammatidae. The record is from RefSeq and is a predicted model, not a curated record. Gene Ontology annotation, cellular component: nucleus; negative cofactor 2 complex. Gene Ontology annotation, biological process: transcription by RNA polymerase II; positive regulation of transcription by RNA polymerase II; negative regulation of transcription by RNA polymerase II. Gene Ontology annotation, molecular function: RNA polymerase II general transcription initiation factor activity; transcription corepressor activity; transcription coactivator activity. The transcript has 5 exons. The coding region runs from base 685 to 1371 and encodes 228 amino acids.
UCUGUGGGAGCGCGGGCACGCUGCCGCUGGUUAUAUAGCCGAGCAGAAGCCCCGUCCACAGACGGCGGCGGCUUUGCGCGCUGCUCGCUUCGCUCUCUCUCUGCACUGCGCUAGUGUGUGCCGUGAUCAUGGAGACGGAGUCGGAGAGCAGCCAACGCAUUCAAUAUAAAAACGCGUGGCGCGGCCUGCCCAGCGCACAUAGCACAACAAAUCGUGUGACCGAGCGUUACUCUGUUGCUGCUGCUGUCGCUGCCGCUGACUCUGCUGCCGCUACCACAGCCACCUCCUUUAUUCGUAGUCGUCGUACGAGCACUCGUCAAAACUUGCUUCCCUGACGAUUUUCCUCCUUUCCUCGUACUCCAUCGUUGGAUUUUCUUCGUCCCGUAAUCCUCCGAUUCCUGUAGUUGGCCUACGAGAAAACUCUGAGCUCCUAACCAAACACCAAGCGGUAUUCGAUGCAUCUACUUCUGCUGCUGCUGCUGUCGAUGCUGUGCUGAAUUGUAAACAACCAAAAGGAGUCAUUUAUCGAUUUUUGACAUAGUAUACACACACCCCAAUAUUCCAAGUGUCCAAGUGUUAGUGUACAGUGGAGUGUGGGCAGUUCUCUCAGGGUCAUAGUGUAGAGUUCGUGUGAACGCGUGUGUAAAGUUGCUACUGCUACUUGUAACGCUGCUGCAAUAAGCCAUGCCGAGCAAAAAGAAAAAGUACAACUCUCGUUUUCCUCCGAGCCGCAUCAAGAAGAUCAUGCAAACGGAUGAAGAAGUUGGCAAAGUCGCACAGCCUGUGCCCAUCAUAAUCUCUAGAACAUUGGAGCUAUUUGUUCAAGCGCUACUCACCAAAACCAAUGAGAUUGUUACUGCGAGACAGGCCAAAACACUCAGUCCUGCUCAUAUGAAGCAGUGCAUUAUGACAGAACCAAGAUUUGAUUUUUUAAAAGAUUUAGUAAAAAAUAUACAUGAUGCAUCUAGUGGAGACAGAACUGGUCCUACAUUAGUGCCUUCAACCUUAACAUUAUCUAAUCGUCCAACCGUACCUGCUAAUUAUGUACCUACAGUUCUUCAAACCAUGACAUCUCAAACUGCUGAAGAUGUAUCAUCUUGUGCACAAAUUCCUCCCAAUGAAGUCUUGCAAAGCAAUGGAACAUCUGAUUCUGUUUUUGUAAUGCCAAACAAAAUCUGUAGCAUCAAAUCCGAAGAAACAGUAUUCUCAGUGGAUAGCUCAAAAUCAAAAGAACAGAUAACAUCACCUCUUCCUACUGCUAGCAGACCAAAUUUCUACACAGAGAUAGUUAAAGAAGAAAAUGAAGCAAAUAGUGUUCAAAUUACAAAACUUAGUAUGUACGCCGCCAGUGAUGAAGACUACGAUACGUAGCAAAUAAGUCAAUAGUUCAUAACACAGUAACAAUAAGAAAAUUAGACCAAUGUAUCUCUUUGUUAUAAUUGUUCUGACUUGAAUCAUUUUUGAUACAAUGAACUUGGAUUAUUUCAGGUCUUUGCAACUUGUGUAAUAUAUUAAUUUUUCUUUGCAACACUUAAUAACUGUAUGUGCAAAAGAAAAAUAAUAUUUUUAGAUACACUAUGCAAAUUAUUUCGUUUGAGCCUGGAAUUCUUUUUUUGCUUUUUUUUUUAAAAAAGUAAAAAAAAACUUUUGUUGAUCCAUACAGCCUGUAAUAUUUUUUUAAG